CCAUCAAUACAUCCAUCCAUUCCAUCCAUGCGCAUAACCAUCCAUCCAUCCAUCUCCGUCCGUUCCGUUUGUCGUCCUCCGUCCAUCCAUCAUACCAUCCAUCUAUCCAUCAUCCAUACAUUCAUGCCCCGCCCUGCGCCGCGCGCGCCCGCCGCCGCCCAUAAAUCCAUCCCAUCCACCAUCCAUUCA
Priapulus caudatus is the source of this 189-nucleotide messenger RNA. RefSeq lists its product as uncharacterized. The annotation marks the transcript as partial. NCBI's taxonomy places the organism in Eukaryota, Metazoa, Priapulida, Priapulimorpha, Priapulimorphida, Priapulidae. The transcript has 3 exons. The record is from RefSeq and is a predicted model, not a curated record.